CAUUAGGGGGGCACCUUUAAAUCAACUGUCAAACAUGUGGCAAAUUUUUAUUUUCUGCUUCUUACACUCAGUACAAAAUAAUAAUGCGUUGCGAAGCGUUCAUCAGAAGUCGAUGGCGGCAGGCCGUCUGGAGAAUGUAACACAGACAAUAUCACGUAUACUGGAGGGAUAUGACAUUCGACUAAGACCAAACUUUGGAGGAGAACCAUUGCACGUGGGCAUGGACCUGACGAUAGCGAGCUUCGAUGCAAUCUCGGAAGUGAAUAUGGAUUACACUAUCACAAUGUACCUAAAUCAAUACUGGAAGGAUGAGCGGCUCGCGUUUAACGCGUACGCCCUGUGGGGAGACAAUCAGAAGGAUCAAACGGGAGAGAUCAUGAUAGAGGACGACGGUGCGAACGAUGUGAUUACGCUGUCGGGGGACUUUGCCGAAAAGAUUUGGGUACCGGAUACGUUCUUCGCCAACGAUAAGAACAGCUUCCUGCACGACGUGACCGAGCGCAACAAGCUGGUCCGGUUGGCCGGUGACGGGGCGGUAACGUACGGGAUGCGCUUCACCACAACGCUCGCCUGCAUGAUGGAUCUGCACUACUAUCCGCUCGAUUCGCAAAACUGCACGGUAGAAAUUGAAAGCUAUGGCUAUACCGUAUCGGAUGUGGUGAUGUACUGGCGAUCCACACCUAUACGGGGUGUGGAGGAAGCGGAGCUACCACAGUUCACUAUAAUCGGUUACGAGACGAACGAUCGAAAGGAAAAGCUAGCCACCGGCAUUUACCAACGAUUGUCACUGUCAUUCAAGCUGCAGCGCAACAUCGGCUACUUCGUGUUCCAGACGUAUCUGCCCAGCAUACUGAUCGUGAUGCUGUCGUGGGUAUCCUUCUGGAUCAAUCACGAGGCAACCUCGGCCCGCGUUGCGCUCGGCAUCACGACCGUGCUGACGAUGACGACCAUCAGUACGGGUGUGCGCAGUUCGCUGCCCCGCAUCUCCUACGUCAAGGCGAUCGACAUCUAUCUGGUGAUGUGCUUUGUGUUUGUGUUUGCCGCCCUGCUAGAAUAUGCCGCCGUCAACUACACGUACUGGGGUGCUCGGGCGAAGAAAAAGUGCAAAAAGAACAAGGAAGCUGAGCGGAAGGUGUUCGGAAAGACGGAGAAAACCUCAACCUGCUCUGCGGACGAUAUUAUCGAGCUGCAGGACAUCCGCAUGAGCCCGAUCGCUUCGCUGCGCAAUCGCCACUACUCGAACACGAUCACCACUACCGACAGUGUUGAUUCGACCAAGUUUCCGCCAAGCUUCCGCAUUGCCAGAUCGUACGGAUCGAGUAGCCGCAGUGGUCUUCGGUAUCGCAACCCAAGGGGUCAGGGUAGGCCGAAGAUGUUGCACGCAAUCAAACGUGGCGCGUCCGUCAUCAAGGCGUCCAUACCGAAGAUUAAGGACGUGAACGUGAUCGACAAGUACUCGCGGGUCAUAUUUCCCGUGAGCUUUGCUGCCUUUAAUGCCGGCUACUGGAUAUUCUACGUGCUCGAGUGACCCACAGUCAACUAAGAGCGCAGCAGGCCCAUACUAGAAGCCGUAGUAGAU
Molecule: messenger RNA, 1579 nt
Organism: Anopheles maculipalpis
Lineage: Eukaryota; Metazoa; Arthropoda; Insecta; Diptera; Culicidae
Gene: Lcch3
Product: gamma-aminobutyric acid receptor subunit beta-like
Exons: 8
Coding region: 35-1528 (497 amino acids)
Biological process (GO): signal transduction; regulation of membrane potential; monoatomic ion transmembrane transport
Cellular component (GO): GABA-A receptor complex; membrane; neuron projection
Molecular function (GO): extracellular ligand-gated monoatomic ion channel activity; GABA-A receptor activity; neurotransmitter receptor activity
Source: RefSeq, a predicted model, not a curated record